Messenger RNA from Athalia rosae (coleseed sawfly), 4734 nucleotides. RefSeq names its product fatty acid CoA ligase Acsl3 (gene Acsl). NCBI's taxonomy places the organism in Eukaryota, Metazoa, Arthropoda, Insecta, Hymenoptera, Athaliidae. The record is from RefSeq and is a predicted model, not a curated record. Gene Ontology annotation, cellular component: endoplasmic reticulum; lipid droplet; plasma membrane. Gene Ontology annotation, biological process: neuron differentiation; long-chain fatty acid metabolic process; long-chain fatty-acyl-CoA metabolic process. The transcript is spliced from 10 exons. The coding region runs from base 935 to 3082 and encodes 715 amino acids. Gene Ontology annotation, molecular function: palmitoyl-CoA ligase activity.
AACUUGAUGUAUUCGGAUCUAAUCGUGGUUCAAAGAUCCCUAGGUAUAACCUUCAAUAAUUAAAAUGGUUGAAACUAAAAUCAGUUUAUUGUGUUAAACUGUAUAAUCCGUUGAAAAUCUUAUAACUUUUCCUGAAGAAAAAACGAAAUCUCCAAAUCCUUGAUUUUAACUCCUAACCUAAAGUUUUCGAAACAUUGAACUUCCAAGUGCUCCGAAUUUGAAACAUGUUUGCAAUAAUCAUUUAUAAAUAAAAUAAACAAUAAUAAAAUCUUUCUUAAUUCAUUAUUUUUUCUACUACACGUGAUUAUAUAGAUAUAUGUGUACGCGUUUAAAAGCUAUAUUUUUUGUUUUCACAAAAACUUGAUCGAAACUAUAAGAAACACGCUACACCGUACCGUAUAAAAAUUAAAAUUCCAAGGGGGUUUCCAUGCAACAGUAUCAGCACCAGCAGCAGCAACAGCACGUGGGUGUCUACUAUACACUACGUGGACAUACGUGCUAAUAACUAAUCAUAAUUAUUUUUGUAAAGUGAAACGAUUGCAACGUGCUCAAAUCGGAGAUUUAAAACCCAUUGUCUUUCGUAGAACAGAGACAGAAAAAGAACCCUGACAUAAUGAAAAUUUAAAGGAGGGCAUUAUAUAAUUGAACUAAAAUUUCAUUCGAUACACAUAGCUCGCUGCUGCAGUUACACUUCACGUGAAAGGGUGGUGAAUUACAAAAAAUUUAACAUAUAAACAGCAGCUGCAAAGGAACCGGAAAUAAAAGAGUGGAUAACUUACAUCGAAAUCUAAAAGCAUAACUGGAAAUUGAAGAAGGUACUACGUCUUAAUUGUAAGCUGGUGAAAUAUAGCUGGCCGACUAAAAGACAAGAAAGUAGAACAAAAAAAGACAAAAAAACAAGAAAGAAAAUCGAAAAAACAAUUCCAUUUCCAUCAUGAUCGUGGAAGAAAAACAAGAGAUGGAGGGGUUUUGGAUAGCGGGAGCGAUACAAGCUAUAAAAGCCAUUUCGUACGUCUGCGAUCUUUUAACAUUUCCAGUUUAUUUGGUGUUACAAAGACCAUGGGAAAAACGAAAAUUAUCUAGGCGCAUAAAGGCAAAAAUUAUCGCUAGGGAUGAAAAUUCUGUAACAUAUAAAUCAGUCGAUGGUCCAGGCGCGAUGCAUAUAGCGCUCAAUAGAAGAAAUGUUGAAACUCUUGACGAAAUGCUUCUUUGGGUCGCACAAAUUCACUGCUCUAAGAGGUGCCUUGGAACGAGGCAAAUUUUAGCAGAAGAAGACGAACUGCAGCCCAACGGAAGGGUAUUCAAAAAAUACAAAAUGGGAGAUUACAAAUGGAAGACAUUUGCGGAAGUAGAACGUUUAGCGGCAUCUUUUGGACGUGGUCUUAAAAGUAUUGGGAUGAAUACCAGUCGAAAUGUUGUUAUAUUUGCUGAAACGAGAGCUGAAUGGAUGAUUGCUGCUCAUGGCUGUUUUAAACAAAAUUUUACCGUUGUUACCAUUUAUGCUACCCUUGGAGACGAGGCCAUUGCUCAUGGAAUAAAUGAGACUGAAGUUGACACUGUCAUAACCAGUCAUGACCUUUUACCAAAGUUUAAAAGACUUUUAGAAUUUACGCCGAAAGUUAAAACUAUAAUAUUUAUGGAGGAUCAACUCAAACCUACCAACACAGAUGGGUACAAGGAGGGUGUAAUGUUGUGCGCGUUUUCGGACCUGAUAAAGAAGGGCAAUACUUUGAAAACUGAACCUUCGCCUCCGAAGGCAGACGACACAGCAAUCGUAAUGUAUACUUCCGGUUCGACUGGCAUACCUAAAGGGGUCCUUCUUUCGCACAGAAAUAUAGUUGCUACGGUAAAGGCUUACUGUGAUGCCGUUUCUGUAAACCCAGAUGACGUCUUCCUAGGAUAUCUUCCUUUAGCUCACGUCUUCGAAUUGCUGGUUGAGAGCGUUUGUCUUUUAAUCGGCGUUCCAAUCGGAUACAGCACACCUCUUACGAUGAUAGAUUCCAGCAGUAAAAUUCAAAGAGGCUCCAAAGGCGACGCUUCCGUUCUUCAUCCCACGUGCCUAACGGCUGUACCGUUGAUCCUUGACCGCAUAUCGAAGGGAAUAAACGAAAAGGUCAAGCGAGGUGGUCCGUUGAGACAGGCGAUAUUCAAAUUCGCGUACGAAUACAAAGCAAAGUGGAUAAAAUACGGAUACGAGACUCCGCUUUUUGACAAAUAUAUUUUUGGAGCUGCAAGGCAAGUUCUUGGGGGUCGCGUCCGACUAAUAUUCUCAGGAGGAGCACCACUCACGCCUGAAACUCACAGCCAGAUUAAACUAUGCCUAUGCGUUACCGUUACCCAAGGAUAUGGACUUACGGAAACUACGGCGUGCGCGACGGUCAUGGAUCGCCACGACAGAAGUACGGGAAGAGUUGGUGCCCCGACAACGUCUUGCGACAUUCGUCUUGUCAAUUGGGAAGAAGCUGGUUACAGAGUGACGGACAAACCUUUCCCAAGAGGUGAAAUAUUGAUCGGUGGCGAUAACGUUUCAGCUGGUUAUUAUAAAUUGAAAGAUAAAAGUAGGGAAGACUUUUUCGAAGAAGCGGGAAAACAGUGGUUUAAAACCGGGGACAUAGGUGAAGUUCAACAUGACGGAUGCAUAAAAAUAAUCGAUCGUAAGAAGGAUUUGGUAAAACUUCAACUCGGAGAGUACGUUUCGCUGGGUAAAGUUGAGGCCGAAUUAAAAACGUGUCCUGCUGUAGAAAAUAUUUGUAUAUACGGAGAUGCUAGUAAACAUUACACAGUUGCAUUGGUAGUUCCGAAUCCUCAGCACAUCGAGGAUAUUGCCGAAAAGUUAGGAGUAUCGCAUUCAUCCCUCGAAGAGCUCUACAAUAGUCCGGCCAUUGAAAAAGCCGUUCUACAAGAACUCGCUGAUCAGUGUAAAAAAUCAAAAUUAGAGAAAUUCGAGGUACCCGGUGCAGUAAAAUUAUGCGCAGAGCAAUGGUCACCAGAUAUGGGAUUAGUAACAGCAGCUUUCAAACUGAAACGAAAAGCAGUUCAAGAGCGUUACCAACACGAGAUAAACCGCAUGUACGCUUCGUGAUGUAGAACCAGGUAAGAAAAAUAGUAAUAAGUAAAUAAAAAAAUUGAAAAAAAAAAACAAAUUAAAAUGCAGUGAAUGCUAUGAAACGCCACAUCAUACCUUAUAUACAUAAAUAUACCUAUAUAUAUUUGUUCUGAAAUACCACAAAACAUCACAUUAACCCAGAUUUGAAUCCAGUAUAUAUAAUUAUCAUCCAAUCUCUAUCAAAUACAAAAUCAUAGGAGAACAAAUCACUGAAAUAUUUUACCCUCAAUGUCAUUUUUUGAUUGUCAUGAAUUUUUUUCAUAGUCGUGUAUUAGUACUGAUAAUAUAAUUGUGCAAUGUAAAUAUAUCGUUACAUGGAUGUGAACAAAAAAGCAAAAAAAAAAAAAGCUAAAAGAAAACAUGGUGCUGCAGUUUUCCCAAAAAAUGUGACAGAGGAAAGAAAAUUAAUUAACAAACAACUGUCUACUAUGUGGAAAUCAAAAUAGAAGUGAGAUAUAUGAGAAAUUAGUUCGAAGGUAAAAUAAGAGAAACGAAAAGAAACUUGGAAAAAAAAACAUCUAUUUAUCCGUGAAAAACCAAAAUUAAAUAAAAAAAAUAAAAUAAAUAACAUAUACUAAGUUAUCCUAUCGUACGGAAGGAAGGAGAAGAAUAAAAUAAAUUGUGUCAAAUAAAUUAUUUAUAACCUAAUGAUAAUUCUGAUAAUUAUACACACGAUAUGAAAUAUAUAUCUAAUUAGUUAUAAUCUUCUCUUCCAUUCUCGUGAUAUGGGAUUAUAUUAUUUUAUAAACUCAUCGUCGUUUGCGAUUUCUCAUAUAGAGAAGAGAAAAAACAAAAGCAUGUAACAGAAAAUUCGAAUCGCGGAUAAUCGUUGCUCAUUUACAACACUAAUUAAAUUCAUUGAUCGAUAAAAAAUUCUAUACAAAUCUAUUUAUUGAUAAUAUUAAUGGUAAUAAUCAUAGGAAAUACUGAUUGUAAAUAAUGGAAAGAAUUUUUUUUUUCUUCUGUGGCAGUACAAAAUUAUUUUCCCCCUUUUUGGUUCGAAUAGUAAUCAAUCAAUCGUUUCAAUCAAUUAUUUGAACAAUUGAUUGAAUUCAGAUAAAUUUGAAACUUCCAUAUUGAUGCUGUAAAACAUCACAUAUUACUAACAGUAUGAUUAGAAUUUGAGAUUUUUAUUAUUUAUUUAUUUUUUCUCUUGUAUUAUGUUGUAUUUGAAUAAUUACGCAGUUCACUAUUAUCAUAAUGAAACUGCAGGGUGCGGGUUGAAGUCUUAUCUAAACCCAUUAUAAUAUAAAUAUAUACAUAUAUAUAAAAAUAAGUAUACUUUUUACGAUGAUGCUGUAUACGUACAUAUAUAGUAUAUUUAUUUAUAAAUAAAAUUCAUUGAUUACCUAACAACUGUUAAUGAUGAAGAAGAGGAAAAAAAAAUAUCAAAACAGAUCAAAACCAAACUCAGAACAAAUUAUCAUAAUAAUUGAAUAUUGCUUACCAGCCGAUAUUUAAUAUUCGUGUAUAUAGAUAUACCAUGUAUGCAUGUAUUUAUGGAUGUAUACAUACUACGUGUACGUGCGCUUAAAAGGGUUAUAUUAUUACUGUCAUAUUGGUAAUUAUUGUACAGUUGAAGGAAAAUAAUAAUAACAAUGAUAAUAAAGUUCGUUUUGAAAGAAUAA